Molecule: messenger RNA, 204 nt
Organism: Micromonas pusilla CCMP1545
Lineage: Eukaryota; Viridiplantae; Chlorophyta; Mamiellophyceae; Mamiellales; Mamiellaceae
Exons: 1
Biological process (GO): mitochondrial electron transport, ubiquinol to cytochrome c
Source: RefSeq, a predicted model, not a curated record
GACGAAGAUCCGGUCGACAUCAGGCCCGAGCUCGAGGAAGCGUGCAAGCCGAAGUGCGCCAAGUUCGUCGCCGCGUACGACGCGUGCGUCGAGCGCGUCGCGAAGGACACGACCGGAGAGGCGCACUGCACCGGGCAGUACUUCGACCUGUGGGGAUGCGUCGACAAGUGCGUCGCGCCGACGCUGUUUAAGCACACGAAGUGA